Molecule: messenger RNA, 618 nt
Organism: Adineta ricciae
Lineage: Eukaryota; Metazoa; Rotifera; Eurotatoria; Adinetida; Adinetidae
Source: the annotation of a GenBank genome assembly
AUGUUUACCGUGCAAGUCUUCAUGGCCUUCUCCACAUUGUUUGGAGAUAUUUAUGCCAAACUGAAAUUAACUUUACGAAUUCUUGUCUCGAUGUUCGCUUCAACAUUGAGAAAAUACAAUAACUUUGUUCUACAUUAUCCAUUACUGUCAAUGGCAUUAACAACAGGAACAACCAUGGGUUUAGGUAGUAUUAUAUCUCAAACAAUUAUUGAACAAAGAGGAUUAUUGGAUUUGGAUUGGAUUCGAAUUUUUCGCUUUGCAGCAUUUGGUUACGUGUUUUCGGGUCCAUUUGUUCGUUAUUGGUAUUAUGCUUUGGAAAAAGUCUUUUCAAAUACAAGAUUAAAACCAAUCAAAAUGAUGUUUGCUGAUCAAACUAUCGCUGCACCUUUACUCAAUGCAGCGAUGAUCGCCUAUCUUCCUUUAGUUAGUGGAAAAUCUUUCGACGAAGUCAAACUUCGAUUUCUUCUAGAUUUCCCAACCGUGAUGAAAGCUAAUUAUGCCGUCUGGCCUUUGAUCCAGUUAACAAAUUUUUAUUUCAUUCCUGUUCAUCAUCGUGUACUUUAUGCAAAUAUUUGUGCAAUUAUUUGGUCCACCUUCGUUGCCUUUGUUACAAAAUAG